This is a messenger RNA of Cylicocyclus nassatus, 767 nucleotides long. The record is from the annotation of a GenBank genome assembly. NCBI's taxonomy places the organism in Eukaryota, Metazoa, Nematoda, Chromadorea, Rhabditida, Strongylidae.
GUUGUUUCAGUAUCGAAGGUGUCUUAGCUGAGAACUGGUGGCGGCAAAAUGAAUGUCUUUGAGGCAAACCCAAAGUGGCUUCUUGUUGCUGUAUUUUACGCAGUGGGUAGAUGCGACGUUUUUGAAGAUGGUGAUGACAUUCAAGAUGUGGCGUCUGUCAGCAAAGCUUUCUCAUAUUUAUUUGAAGAGCAGGAAACAUCUUGCCCGACUGCAGUUGUAUCAAGACCGCAAACCUCUACCACUGAGCCAACAACGGCACCAAAGUCCCUCAAAUACCCGUGUAACGACUAUCCCAAGAACUAUGACGGUCAUAGGAUUUUUACGAAGAAGAACUUGCUUGAAACGCCGGACCAACUAUUCGUUUGCUCCUUUGGAUUCGUGUCUAAGAACUGCAGUUGCACUUUGAAAGAUUUGACUUUUUAUAGAGCAGACGACAAGUCAUUCGAGGACCCAUUCAUUAUGCGCCAAGCCGUCAGAGACUAUCACCCGAAUUCCUUCAAAACCGUUUGUGCUGAUUACAAUGUGAAUGCACCGAACGCUGUUGCAGAAUACAGAUGCAAAGGAACCGGUCAAUACGUCUAUGUGAUAGACACAGAAUUGGGACCCAAUCCCGAGUUUCCUAAUUUUGGUGGUUUGGAAAGGGUCGACACACCCAUAUUCUACGUACACCAUGCAGAUAAAUGUCGCUCCCCUUGAGUCAAGCGAUAAUGCUGCUUCUGUUAUAGUGCAGCUUCGUAAUGUAACUUCUUGUGUUUGCCUUGGUUGCA